UGAAUCCGUCUCCGGCGGCCAGGGAAACGCCGGAUCAUGGGCGUCCAAGAGCGGGAAGCACAGAGGCGGCGGGGCUGAGCCCCGCUGAGACCUCUGGGCCGGCCAUGGGCGAUCGGGAGCGCAACAAGAAGCGGCUGCUGGAGUUGCUGCAGGCUGCGGGCACCGGCAACGGGCACUGCGCCGACUGCGGGGCAGCGGAUCCUGAUUGGGCCUCUUACAAGCUGGGGAUUUUCAUCUGUCUCCACUGCUCUGGCGUCCACCGCAACUUCCCAGACAUCAGCAAAGUUAAAUCCGUGAGACUGGACUUCUGGGACGACAGUAUGGUGGAGUUCAUGACUCACAAUGGGAACCUCAGUGUGAAAGCCAAGUUUGAAGCUAGAGUCCCAGCUUUCUACUACGUCCCUCAGGCCAACGACUGCCUGGUCUUAAAGGAACAAUGGAUUCGAGCUAAGUAUGAAAGACAGGAGUUUAUGGCUGAUGAGAAAGCUGUCUCACUCCCAGGUAACCGAGAAGGGUUCCUGUGGAAGCGAGGACGGGACAAUGCACAGUUCCUGAGAAGAAGGUUUGUCCUUCUGUCGAAGGAAGGCCUCCUGAAGUACUACACCAAGGAGGAGGGUAAAGCCCCAAAGGCUGUCAUCAACAUCAAGGACUUAAAUGCCACCUUCCAGACAGAGAAGAUUGGACAUCCCCACGGGCUGCAGAUAACCUACAGGAAAGAGGGCCACACCAGGAACCUGUUUGUAUAUCACGACAGUGGAAAGGAGAUAGUGGACUGGUUCAAUGCUCUCCGUGCAGCCCGCCUGCAAUACUUAAAAUUGGCCUUUCCUGAUCUCCCAGAGUCUGAGCUCGUGCCUCUCAUCACCAGGAACUACCUCAAACAAGGCUUCAUGGAGAAGACCGGUCCAAAGCAUAGAGAACCCUUCAAAAAAAGAUGGUUUGCCUUGGAUCCUCAGGAGCGGAGGCUGCUCUAUUAUAAGAACCCGCUGGAUGCUUUUGAGCAGGGCCAGGUUUUUCUGGGAAGCAAUGAGCAGGGAUAUGAGGUAUGGGAAGACCUGCCCAAGGGCAUCCGAGGGAACCGCUGGAAGGCUGGACUUACCGUCAUCACUCCAGAGCGGAAGUUCAUCUUCACCUGCCCCACUGAAAAGGAACAGCGAGAAUGGCUGGAGAGUCUGCGGGGUGUCCUGUCCAGUCCCUUGUCACCCCUCCACCUCCUCAGUGAGAAGAGGGGGAUGGGUGGGGGUUCUUUUGGCCACAUCAGCAGAGACUGGCUGUGGCCUGCGGUGACCCAUUUCGGAGGAUCUGGCUGGCUACUGAGCACCUGAAGUCCUGGAGAACUGUUCACCUCAGCCCUGGUUGUCCAGAAGGAAGCCCUGAGGCCAGCAGCUGCCCUGUCAGCGAACUCUGUCAAGACUCAGGGUGUGGUUGAUCCUCCGGCUCCCUCGGCUCCUUCCAGCAAACAUUUCCCAGCCAUGAGGAGCUGGUACAGAGAAUUCAGCUCUCCAAGCUUAGAAGUCCUGAAGGUUUGGUUCCUCAUAACUGCACCGAGAGCUGGCCAUGGUGAUGCAUGCCUGUCGAGAGGCAAGACAGCCAUGAGCCCAGUGACAACCUGUACUACACAGGGAGUUCAAGUCCAGCCUGAGUUACAUAGCAAGACCUUGU
Arvicanthis niloticus (Nile rat) is the source of this 1659-nucleotide messenger RNA. RefSeq names its product ArfGAP with dual PH domains 2 (gene Adap2). The record is from RefSeq and is a predicted model, not a curated record. Gene Ontology annotation, molecular function: phosphatidylinositol-3,4,5-trisphosphate binding; phosphatidylinositol bisphosphate binding; GTPase activator activity. Gene Ontology annotation, cellular component: plasma membrane; cytoplasm; intracellular membrane-bounded organelle. Gene Ontology annotation, biological process: heart development; positive regulation of GTPase activity. Lineage: Eukaryota; Metazoa; Chordata; Mammalia; Rodentia; Muridae.